Messenger RNA from Ictalurus furcatus (blue catfish), 4938 nucleotides. It is a transcript of the gene prickle1a, whose product is annotated as prickle homolog 1a. Gene Ontology annotation, molecular function: zinc ion binding. NCBI's taxonomy places the organism in Eukaryota, Metazoa, Chordata, Actinopteri, Siluriformes, Ictaluridae. The transcript has 8 exons. The record is from RefSeq and is a predicted model, not a curated record. Bases 1121 to 3622 code for a protein of 833 amino acids.
UCCUUGUGGAAGUGGUUGAUCUGGAUAAGAACUAGUCUGUUGAUUCAUAUGGAAAUAGUCCCACAGGGUUGCAUGUAGAGCUUUUCUUAGGCACAGUGGCAUGGACCUGCUGACGUCAUUGUUGAUUGGGAAGUGAAAGAUUGAUUGUAGCUUGGGCCCAUUCAGCUUUGUUAGGGAGGAAAGCUGUCUGAUACUGCCUCUGGCUAGUUUUGUUAGUUGAAAUGCAUGAGUUAAUGAAACCUAUGGGUGCUAUUACUGACACAUUAGUACAGUAGUUUUCGAUUUUAAAGCAUUGUUAUAACAAACCUACACAAGUCCUUUCUGCUACCUAUCACACGCACUGAUGCUGACUAGCCAUUCAGUGGAAAGGUCAUGGAUAGGGAAGACAUACUAUGAUGUUGGCCUUCCUACAUUAGUGUGUUGCUUGUUGACAUACAGUAUAUCACUGGAUAUUUCUAAUGAGUAAAUUAGGAGAUGCUUUGUAAUGGGAUGCUACUAAAUGUGUAGUUAUGCCUCUGAAUCUGAGCAUAGACCAAUUUUUUAUCUCCUGAUGCAUCCUGAAGCAAGCAGGGCCUCAUUGCCCUUGUGAAAUAACAGCUUCAACACCAUGCUCAUUAAAGCACAUGACUCAGUUGACCUAAAGAAGGCUAGCAAAGCCUAAAUGUGUGAAAAUUCUGAGGUAAAAAGAAACUCCUGAGGAAAAUACUCAGUGUUUGAAAUGUAAUCUAAAAAUAUAUAGAGGUGUAUUAUGAAGUGUAAUAUGGGGGGGCUGAAGCUGAAUGGCUGAGGCUGGGUUAUGAGGGAGUGGCUUCAGAGCUCCACAGGAGUGCAGUAAGUGCAGGAGCCAUCUGGUUGAACUGCUCUUCUCUCGCUCGCUCGCUCACGCGCUCUCUCCCAUCCCCAGCUGUGUGCUGGAUGUGCACAUCGGUCAGACUGAUAUUACUGGAAGGAAAUGCAACAGGAGGCCUAAGGAUCUAGCCAACUGGAUUUUAGAUAUGAAAAGACUGGAAAAUGUUACACCUGAGGACAUGUGAUCCAGGGAUCUGUUUACAAUAAGAAAGACAAGGAGCUUUUGGAGAGUUCCCUUAUUUCAAGAGUUGUGUAUUAAGAGGAGGUCUGCAUGAUGAACAUUGAGAAUCCUGGUGGUUUUCACAGGAUCGGGAAGCAUCUGGACAUGGAUCAGAAGGUCGGCAAGCUCACUUUCGGCUUUCAGAGAAGCUCUACCUCAGACGAUGAUUCAGGAUGUGCUUUGGAGGAGUAUGCCUGGGUUCCACCUGGACUAAGACCAGAACAGGUCCAGCUGUACUUCUCAUGUUUGCCAGAGGAUAAGGUUCCCUAUGUUAACAGCCCAGGAGAGAAAUACCGCAUCAAACAACUCUUGUAUCAACUGCCUCCCCAUGACAAUGAGGUGCGCUACUGUCAGUCCCUUGGCGAGGAAGAAAAGAAGGAGCUACACAUGUUUAGUGUGCAGAGAAAAAAGGAGGCACUGGGGCGCGGAACUCUAAAGUUACUGCCUAGGGCUAUGCUUCAUGCGAUCUGUGAACAUUGUGGGGAGAACAUUGGUGGAGGAGAGAUGGCAGUGUUCGCCUCAAGAGCAGGGCCUGAACUGUGUUGGCACCCAGCAUGUUUUGCAUGCUCAACAUGUAAUGAGCUUCUAGUGGAUCUCAUUUAUUUCUAUCAUGAGGGGAAGAUUCACUGCGGGAGACAUCAUGCCGAAUUGCUAAAGCCUCGCUGUUCAGCCUGUGAUGAGAUCAUCUUCGACGAUGAGUGCACAGAGGCCGAGGGCCGUCACUGGCACAUGAAGCACUUUUCCUGCUUUGAAUGUGAAAUCAUUUUGGGUGGUCAGCGGUACAUCAUGAAAGAUGGUCGGCCCUACUGUUGUGGGUGCUUCGAGUCCCUGUAUGCUGAAUACUGUGAGGCCUGUGGAGAACACAUUGGGGUUGACCAUGCUCAGAUGACAUAUGAUGGUCUCCAUUGGCAUGCCACAGAUGAGUGCUUCAGCUGUGCCCAGUGUAAAACCUCCUUGCUUGGUUGCCCGUUCCUGCCGAGACAAGGCCGCAUCUAUUGUUCCAAAGCUUGUAGUCUUGGGGAGGAUGUCCAUGCCUCAGACUCGUCAGAUUCUGCCUUUCAGUCUGGCAGAUCUCGCGAAUCCCGUCGCAGUGUCAGAACAGGAAAGAGCAGUCGUUCUGCAGACCAGUGUCGCCAGUCUCUGCUCUUCACACCUGCUGGAAAUUACAAGUUCCCUGGUUUGUCGGGCAAUGCGGAAGACACUUUGUCAAACAAGCUGUCCCAUUUGAACUUAACCGACGAUCAUUUCUGGAGGAACAGGGAGGAACAGGAAGUACCAGAGGACCAUGAAGAAUGGGCUGAGCAUGAAGAUUAUAUGACCCAGCUGCUUCUUAAGUUUGGAGAGCAUGGAAUCUUCCAGCAACCGGAGGACAACAGACCAACUGAUCCUUGGAUGACGGAAUCUGAGAUAAAAAAUAAGACGGAGUCAAAGAUUUCAGGCAGUGGUGGCAGUAGCAGUCUGGCCAGUAAAAAGUACAAGACAGACAUGUACUGGACACAUUCCCAAGAUGGACUGGGAGACUCUGCAUAUGGUAGUCACCCUGGACCUGCAAGCAGCAGGAAAAUCCAGGAGCUUGAUCUGGAACAUGGUGCCAACUUUAAACAUGAGGAAAAGCAGUGGUAUAAUGACUCACUGGAAUGCAUCACGGAUGGACUUAAACAGCAAGAGCAGAGUGUUCGAGACUCCAUGGACUCUCUAGCACUAUCUAAUAUCACAGGUGCGUCAGUGGAUGGGGAUUUUAAAGACAAGCAUAUUCCCUUUUCAUUACAAAACUUCAAGCUGGAGAAUCAGGAUUGCGAAAAAACAAGCAACAUGGGAACUCUCAACUCUUCAAUGCUGCACAGGAGUGCCAACUCCCUCAAGAGCCUUACGUCUGAGCUGGAGCAUGUAGAAGUGGUAGAGGAGGAAGAACCAGAAGAGGUGAUCCCCCUCCCAGAGGAACGACCCAUUCCUCCUGUUCUCCGGAGGUCCAGAUCUCAGUCAAGGCCUCAUCAGGUCAAGUUCUCAGAUGAUGUUGUGGACAAUGGGCACUACGAAGAUGUAGAGGUGCGACAACCUCCAAUGAGUGAACGCACGCGGAGAAGGGUGUACCAUUUUGAUGAACAGGACGAGCGACACCGUCGGCAUCAUCGUAACCACAGACGAAGGAGCCGAAAGUCUCGGUCAGACAACGCGCUGCACAUUGUACCCAAAGAACAAGCACGUAUGUGCUUCAGAGAGGACUAUCUCCAGCGUGGUCCUAUAACUGCAUCUCAGUAUGUACAGCACUCCCACGCGCAUGCGAACUCUGAUUACGGCUUGCAGAACCAGGCUGCUGAGAGAUUCUAUCGUCUUUAUGGAGACGAUGACGAUUGGUGCUCUACAUGCUCAUCUUCUUCCUCUGAAUCGGAGGAAGAAGGUUUCUUCUUGGGUCAACCGAUCCCACAACCCAGGCAGCCUAGGUAUCAGUAUUAUGCUGACAAACUCCCCAAUCAAGUAUCCCCACAUUAUGGCACAAGGAAAAAUUCCAAAAAGAAGCGAGGACAUAAGGGGAAAAAUUGUAUAAUUUCAUAGACUUUAUAGAUUCAAAACUAGUCACCAAUAUGUUGCAAUACAAUAGUUAGCUCCUGCAUUUUAUCUGCCUUCAUCCAAAGGCCAAAAUUGACCCUAGCUCAAAACAUUUCUGCAGUAUUUUUGAUGAACAAGACUGGCACAUUCUUGAAAAGACAUUGUUGUCUUGCAAUUCAGUAAUAUUCCAUGUAUUGUGCAAAAAAAAAAAAAAAAAAAAAAACCCCAAACCAAACUGCUCUGUUUAUUAAAUAACUGGUCACUUGGUCAUUGACACAAUGAAAGAUUAUAUUUAUAAAAGUACCAUAUAUAAUUGAGUGAAUAUUUAACUGUGCAAAUAUAAGUGUGUGUGUAUAUAUUGUAAAAAAAAAAACCCCAAAAAAACUGUCCUGAUUUAAAGCAGAUAUUUUUAUAUCCCUUAAUUUUUAACAAAGACAAAAGUACUAUGGUAGUUGACAUAGCAGUAGUUGACGUGAUUUGCAGCAGCUUCACUUUUGUUAAUUAGUUGUUGUUGUUUUUUUGUUUUUUUAUUUUAAAUAAAAAAUGUCACCAAAUGCAAUGCAGUUAGACCCUUGUUAUCUCAGGGUCACAUGUACACAUGCUUCUUUUUAUUAAAACAAACUAAUGAAAAAGACGUCCUACGUUCUGUUUUAUGUGGUGCGCCAUUGGUUUGAUUUUUUUUUAUGGGCCGUUGUAAAGAAAUCAGUGAAACACGAGCUUGGCAAUAAAAGCAAAUGCAAGUUUCUUUUACAUGCUACUCAUUUAGAAACAAAAACACAUUCUUAAAUGCAGAAUGUUUAUUACAAAUGUUUAUCAUAUGAAAUGUUUUAAAAUGCAAAAUCAUGAACUGGUCUGUGAAACAAAAACAAAAAAAUUAAUUUAAGUUUAAACAAGAUAAAAGAUUUUAGACACAUGAGGAAUGUUUAACAAAGGUACUUCCAUCACAGCUAUAUCCAUCAUUGUAAACUAUAUAUAGAAAUCUUUUUCAGAGUGCAAUAAUACAACGAAGGAAAACCAAACUAGUAAACUGUUGCAUAAAAACCCAGCACUAUUCAGCUUGACUAUUUGAAAGGAGGGUAAAGUUUUUUGUCCAAACUUGACCAGAUUAAUAUGUUUGGUCAGAUUUAAACUCUAUAUUCACCUCAGAUCUAAAAUGCCAGAAGUCGUCCAGACGUAACUUCUUAAUCUCAAUCAGGUUUUCUUUUAGUGCGGCAUGAAGCUGUCCUGCUUUUAGCAAUUAGCAUCUUAACAACAAGGCCAAAGGUCUCACAGUCCUGCCUAAAUAACUGAGAUUAAGAAGAGAGAUUAACAUUAGCUAUGUU